UUUUUUUUUUUUUUUUUUUUAAUAUAAGCCGGAGAAACCUUAUCUUUUUUUUUGUUGUUCUUCUAACUAAAAAACACUUACACACUUUUUACAUAAAGUAAAUAUAUUAUAAAUGACUGAAAUUGCAGACAAAAGAAACAAUCUCUCGAUUAUUAAUUCCUUACCGGCAGUGAUUCCACCCACAACACGAUUUAAUUUCAUAAAGAACUGGUGGCACCGGUCGGAAAAGACGUCCAGCAUUGCUCAAGCACGCAUCAUUCAACGUAUUUACGGCGCUUUACCCGAUAGCACCAUUGGUAUUCCUACCUUUGCCAGAGUGGGUCGUAUACCGAUCGAUAAAGAACAAGUUGUUUCCAGUCGCCUUGCAAGAGAGGUCAACACUUUAUAUAUUUCUCAACAGCCGAAACAAGACACGGCCUUCAAGUUUGAAUCGGAACCGGGUAAUUUAGAGACAGUGAUCCAACAUGAUUUGAAACAAGAUCCUUCAGCACAUAACUUGGUCAUGUGUCAUGGCUACGGUGCAGGUCUUGGCUUCUUUUUUCGCAACUAUCAAAGCUUAUCUCAACAACCUGGCUGGAGACUCUUCUCGAUUGAUUGGUUAGGUAUGGGUAACAGCUCAAGACCCAAAUGGACCUUGAACAAAAAAUCCAACCAAACAUGGGAUGAAAUUGUGGAGCAUGUAGAGGAACAUUUUGUGGAAUCUUUAGAGGAUUGGCGUGCUAAAGUGGGUUUAGAAAAGAUGACUUUAUUUGGCCAUUCUUUAGGUGGUUACUUUGCUACCUGUUAUGCUCUUAAAUACCCUGAUCGUGUAGAGAAACUCAUCUUGGUCUCACCUGCUGGUAUCCCUGAAGAUACCGCCAAAAUACCUGUCGAUAAAAGUCCUCAAGAAACCCUUGUGCAAGAGGCAAAUGAGAUCAAUGCGUCCUACCAAGCCGAUGCUGCCGCAGUGGAAAAUAUCGCCAAACAAAUCGAUCCUCCUCGUAGAAAAAUGCCUUCUUGGGCCACUUAUCUUUGGGACAGUAAUAUUACACCCAUGAGUAUCGUGAGAAUGAUUGGCCCCUUUGGUCCCAACUUGGUUCACACUUAUACAUCCCGAAGAUUUGCUCAUCUCAAAGAAUCAGAACAACAUGAUCUUUAUGAUUAUUUAUACCAAAUUACCUCUUCUACUGGUUCAGGUGAGUUUGCUUUAGCUGCCAUUUUGGCACCGGGUGCAUUUGCGAGAAAACCGUUAUUCCAUCGUUUGGCGGACUUGAAAGUACCCACUGUAUUUAUCUAUGGUGAGCAAGAUUGGAUGGAUUAUAGAGCAGCCGAAAAGGCCAAGAAAUUCAUGAAGGUCCCUGUGAAAGUUAUUCGUAUCCCUGAAGGUGGACAUCACAUGUAUUUAGACAACCCAGAAGUGUUUAAUGAAGCUGUCAGAGCUGAAAUGAAUUAAUAAAACCGUCACUUUUAUGGAAAUUUAAAUAUUUUUUCUUUCUUUUUUUUUUUUUAACUCCUGUUCUUUCU
This is a messenger RNA of Mucor mucedo, 1503 nucleotides long. RefSeq names its product Alpha/Beta hydrolase protein. NCBI's taxonomy places the organism in Eukaryota, Fungi, Mucoromycota, Mucoromycetes, Mucorales, Mucoraceae. The coding region runs from base 113 to 1432 and encodes 439 amino acids. The record is from RefSeq and is a predicted model, not a curated record. The transcript has 2 exons.